AAUUGUAGGAGGGGUCUGUUUAACUUAAAGAUUACCUGAGUGGACUUCCUGAAACGUCAGUUCCUAUUUUCUGUGGUCUGAAACUGGGAAAAAUGAACGUACAAUAACACCUGAAACUCGGCGCAUAGAUACAUACAAACGCACGAUGAGUCCUUUCUGUUAACCUUUCUACAAACCCCAGGAUGCUGAGGCACCCAAGAAUCCUGCUUAACAAAGAAGAGGAAAAAAAAUAAAUAAAAAACAGCAGCACGGAAUUUCCAGCAUUUCACUGAAAGAGUGAAGCUGGACUAACUCUAUCGGCCACCAUGACGGAGCAGAGGAGCCAGGCCCUGAAGACACUCAGCCAGCUCUGUGCGGAGUGUGGGCAGAGUCACAUGGUCCCUGAGAACCACCUGUAUGACUACCAGGACGAGGUGGAUGACGAGCUGUCCUGCCUCAUCUGCCUGCAGCCCUUGCUGUGCCCCAUGGACACUCCCUGCGGGCACACGUACUGCUUCCAGUGCUUGGACAAUUUCCUGAGGGAGCAGGACUUUUGCCCUGUGGACCGGCAGAAGCUCUACCUGCGGCAAUGCCGGCGGUCCAGCCUGCUGGUCAGGAACCUGCUGGACAAGCUGUCGGUGCUCUGCCCCUUUCAGAAGGACUGCGGGCUGAAGAUGCAGCGGUGUGAGCUGGAGCCUCACCUCCGGAACAGGUGCCCAGGCAUUAAGAAACUGCGAGACGAAGCAGAGAGGAGGAAGAGGCCCCACUGGACCGAGAUGAAGGCGGUCCGGGCUGGGGGGGAGCUGUCUGCGGAGGCUGCUCCAGCACUGCCUGCCCCUGGCCUGGCUGCAGGGAGCUCCACCCCAGGGGCGUCCCGGAGCACCCGCCAGCCAGGAGUGGUGAACCCAGCAUUCGAGGAGAGCGAGGACGACUCUCACCAGCGGUCGAGCCUUGUGGCAGAAACGAAUGUGGUUGAGCUCCGUCGGGAUAACCCAGAGGAGGGGCUGGGGAUCCGGAUCGUGGGGGGCAAGGACACCCCUCUUGGGAACAUCGUGAUUCAGGAGAUCCUGAGGGACUCCCUGGCUGCCCGAGACGGAAGACUGGCCCCUGGAGAUCACAUCCUGGAGGUGAAUGACAUCAACAUGGCUAACGUGCCUCACAGCCGGGCUAUAGCAGUGCUACGGCAGCCCUGCCCCGUGGUCUGCCUGACAGUGAUGCAGGAGAAGGGCUUCUCCCCACGGAGCUCCCCGCCGGAGCCGACUCCUCCCCAGGGAAGGGUGAUCCAGGUGACGCUGAUCAAGAGGGACAGCUCGGAGCCGCUGGGGAUCAAGCUGGUCCGCAAGCCUGCUGAGACCGGGGUCUUCAUCCUGGACCUGCUGCCGGGGGGCCUGGCCGCCAAGGACGGCAAGCUUCGGGACGAUGACAAGGUGCUGGCCAUCAACGGGAACAACCUGAGGCACGGGACCCCUGAGACCGCCGCACAGAUCAUCCAGUCCAGCGAGACGAGGGUGAACUUCGUGGUGAUGAGGCAGGGGGAGGAGCCCGGGAGAGAGACCCCUGAGGAGGGAGGAUCGAGCGGCGAGGGAUCCAACCGCUCCCAGAGGAGACCCGAGCCGCAGCACUGCCGUCGCCGCUCCGCCUUCCAGAAGGACCCCCCAGCUGGUUUCUCCAGUCAGGAGAAGGCGGUGACUUUGAAGAAGGAGCCCCGCACGUCUCUGGGCAUCACGAUCUCAGGGGGACGGGACAGCAGGAACAGGCUGCCUGUCCACAUCACCAGCGUGCAGCCUGUGGGAUGCCUGUACCACGAUGGCAGGAUUAAAGCAGGGGACGUGCUGCUGAGCAUUAAUGGGGUGGAUCUGACCCAGCUGACCUAUGGAGAAGCCGUCUCGGCGCUGAAGGCCCACGCUGCCCAGUCCGCAGUGCAUCUCCGGGUGAUAGAGACCGCGACAGAGCAGCCGGGGGAUGAGGAGGAGGAGGAGAUGGAAGAGCAGCAGGCAGAGGCAGGCAGGGAGGAGGAUGGGAACUGGUCCCCGCUGUGGACCAUGUGGCUGGGGUUACCUAGCCAUCUCCACUGGUGCCGUGAAAUAGACCUGCAGAAGACCACCAAUGAGAGCUGGGGCUUCAGUAUCGUGGGCGGGUUUGAGGAAAGCCAGGGACACCAGCCCUUUUUUAUCAAGACCAUUGUUCCUGGAACGCCAGCUUACUUUGACGCACGGCUGAAGUGCGGUGAUGAGAUAGUAGCAGUGAAUGGAGAAAGCACAGGAGGAAUGAACAACUCCUCUCUGAUCCCGAAGAUGAAGCUGCAGAAGAACAAAGUCUCUCUCACGGUGGUGUCCUGGCCAGGGAGUCUGAUCUAGCCAAAUCAAAUCACUACAAGGUCAUAUCUGAACUGAUGUGUUCCCAUCAAACCCUUCAAGUAAACCCCCCCCCCCCCCCCCACCGUGGAGAUAUGACCACCAGUAAAGCACGGUGGAGGUGCUGUAAUAAUUUCUAUAUGUUUGUAGAGGGGAAUGUGUUCAAGCCCCUGAAGUUUCAAGAAUGAGCUUUUAACCAACUACUGUACCUGCUAGUUUGCACUUCCUUCUAUCCCUACAACAUCGUAAUGAAAGCAUUAAUUCCAGCUGUCUGAUGUGGCUCUAGGCUUGCCAGUAUGCAAGUUUAACUGCUAUGUAAAUGUCUGGAAGUGACACUAGUACUGCACUUUAGUCUUGGCGUUGCAGAGCACUGUGCCGUGUUCAACACAAAUGCAUUCCUUUACCCUUGCUGCAGCAGUUUAUUAUUAUUUGUUUAUUUAGCAGACGCCUUUAUCCAAGAUUACUGACAGAGACUAGGGUGUUUGAACUAUGCAUCAGCUGCAGAGUCACUUACAACAACGCCUCACCUGAAAGACGGAGCACAAGGAGGUCAAGUCACACCGUGAUUCAGUGAGUGAGCUGUGAUUUGAACUGGGUACCUCCUGAUUUAUAAGCCCUUUUCUUUAACCACUGGACCACACAGCCUCCUAGCAAUACUUUUUUCAACAUUUUGUUGAGAUGUUGUUAUUCAUGCAUUUUAAUGCGGGGCAUUAGCCAGGAGACGGAGAAUCUCUCCUCAGACCAUCCUAUUGUAGCCAGGGCAUUGACAGUAUAUGGCAAAGGUAAAAGGAAUGGGUUUCGUAUAAACACUGCUAGGUGUUUGAAACCCACCAAUAGAAAUCUCCAUAAUCAACACUGGGAGGUCUUCUAAUACAGCACUGUCAUUUUCAAACGUGUUCAUUGUUCAGUAAGCCAUUGUAUACACCAAGGACCAUCAUCCACGAUUGAUUUUAUAAACCAGGCUGUGUCCCUGUUGCUGCAUGCAUACAAAUGCUGAUCUGGUGGCAUUCGUGUGUCUUUUUUAUUUCUUUCAAUAAUGGCGUCCGAAAGGGAUUUUUGAGGAAGGACGAUAAACACUACGUAGAAGGAUCCAGACCGCUUUAUUUAUUUUUUAAACUAAACACAGGGAGUCAUACCAAGAUAAGGGGUAGAAACUGGCACCAGGCCGGUUUCGACUAGUGGAAUUGGAGCCUGUUGGAACCACUGUCAGUGAAAAAUUAAAAUACAGUUUGUAGUGUGAGGAUAGGGGGUAAUUGAGGGGGUAACUGGGGCAGAAAAAUCAAGGGGUAUCCUAGCAAAACUUGAUAAGCCACGUUUAAUUAUCUGUAGAUAAUCUAUACUUAAUUCAUUUUAACAGCAAAGUACAGAUUUGUUUGAAAACUGAAAUGUUUGUGGGUUUGAGUUUAGUAUUUGCAAUUACGUUGGUGGUAAUAAGCAAAAUGACUUGAAUCUCAAAUUGAUGGAUUUUAGAACAUACCUCAACUGAUGGCCCUUUUUCUGUUUAAGCCUUAAAUAACAGAAAUGAUAGUUUGCGUUUGUUGCAACUUGCAAUAACAAAAGAGAGGUGCCUUAUUCUCUGCGUGCGUGAAGUUGAUUUGUCUGCACCCUUUACCAGCCCAUUGGUGGAAAUGUGCCUGUCCUGUACCGCCAGUACAAUCAGAUUGCAGGGAUCUCUGUUUCACUUUCAGAAACAAUGCAAAUCUACUGUGCCUUCAACUAUACCCCAUGGUAUUUUCCCCCAGCCAUUGCCACUUUGUGAUUUAAACCCCUAUUUAAAAGAACUGCAUGUUCCUUCUCUAAACUACCUACUAGAUGCUAAAUGAACUUCAUUCGCGAUCUACACAGGGGAACCUACACAAGAAUUAUUCUUAAAAACUUGUACAAACUUUGCAUUUCUCAAGCUUUUGAUCCUGUUUGUAUGUUGUGGAUUUAUGUAAAAUGUAAGUUCUUGAAUUUGAGCCUUUGCUUGUUUCUGACACCGGGUUUUCAAUCCACUUCAGCUCUGUAAGCUAGUAAGCAGUUUGUUAUACAGUGCAGUUCUGAAUGUAUGCAUGUGGGCUAAUGCAGGUGGCCUUUGUUGCUAGCAACGAAAAUGUACCUUUCAAAAUCCUAACUACCUAAGAGACCUUUGAGCUUUCAAUCCACACCAGAAGCACACAAGGUGUUUCCUUGCAGGGGGUCAGUUCCUGUGAGGUGAAGAAGCACAUGCAGAUCUGUGAGGGACAGGACUCGAAAAUGCCUUUCCUGGCCAGUGAAAGAACAUUUUGAUGGGCUUCCCACCUCCUCAUUUCCAUGUGCUUCUCAGGUUCACAGGUAUACAGUUCUGCAUGGCCUGAAACAUCUAGACGUGUACACACUGCUUUUGGAAGAUUUCAGCACACAAGUAUUACAGAAAAAAAAGUGCUUUUCUUUGCUCUUGCUUUUUGUUGUGCCAAUGCGAGAGGCACGUCUCUUUAGACCCUCCAUCUAGCAGAGAUUGCUCUUUUUCAGUUUGUAAGAAAAUAAAAAGAAAUCACAUUUAAGAUCAA
Messenger RNA from Acipenser ruthenus (sterlet), 4861 nucleotides. RefSeq names its product ligand of Numb protein X 2-like. The record is from RefSeq and is a predicted model, not a curated record. Gene Ontology annotation, molecular function: ubiquitin-protein transferase activity; protein binding. NCBI's taxonomy places the organism in Eukaryota, Metazoa, Chordata, Actinopteri, Acipenseriformes, Acipenseridae. The transcript has 10 exons. The coding region runs from base 306 to 2336 and encodes 676 amino acids.